AGCAAAUUAAUUUGAAUUCCAUUCUCUUCAUUCUGAAAAAAAAUCAAUAUGAAGUGAAUCAGGUGAAAAUCGAGUAAUAUCAUAAACUGUAGGAAUUCUUUGAAACGUUAGUUAGCGUUGUACAUAAAUCGUCAGUUGUCUACUUGGUCGUUUUCAUUAGUAGGCUGUGUAAGGAGGAAAGAAUCACAUAAGAAAUGGGUACGAGACAUCUCCAGAUAUUCCUGCUGUUUGCGGCAGGAUUUAUAGGUUAUGGAAUGAGAGCUAAUAUGUCUGUUGGUAUAGUGGCCAUGAUGAGCGACAAACCACCUGAUAAAAGUAUACCUACAUAUCCAGAAUGGGACGACAAGGAUACCAUCUUAUCUUCCUUCUUCUGGGGAUACGUUGUAUUUCAAAUUGGAGCUGGACAGAUCGCUGAGAAAUAUGGACCAAAAUAUUUCCUCAUGACAUCUCUUGCCAUAGCAUCUUGUUUCAGUACAAUAAUUCCCUACAUGGCAGCGCAGUUUGGUUCCACUGGAGUCAUCGUCAACAGGGUUAUCCAGGGGUUAUGCCAGGGGUUCUUAUUUCCCUCUACCCACUGCGUGCUGAGCAAGUGGACGCCACUGGCAGAGAGGUCAAGGAUUGCAGGAUUCGUUUAUACAGCUGGUCCAUUAGGAACAAGUGUUUCUAUGGUGGUGACAGGUUACAUUUCUGAUACCUCCUUUGGUUGGCCAUAUGUCUUCUACUUGUAUGGUUGCCUAGGACUAUUGUGGGUUCUUGCCUACACGUAUUAUGGGUGUAACAAGCCCUCCGAACAUAAAACUAUUUCAAUGGAAGAGAGAAAAUAUAUCGAGGGAAGUACUCAAGCAGUGAAUGAUGUAGAUGUACAACUGAAAACACCAUGGGGUAAAAUUCUGACAUCGUUGCCUUUUUGGGCGAUAUUGGUGUCUCAUGUGGGGAACAACUGGGGAUUUUGGACAUUGUUGACAGAGAUCCCCUCAUUCAUGUCUUCUGUGCUCAAGUUUGACAUAAAAAGUAAUAGCGAACUUUCUGCGUUGCCAUAUUUGGGUUAUUGCAUUCUUGGACUCCUCAUCAGUCCUAUUUCGGACAUUGUAAUUGGGAGAAAAAUUCUGAGUCUUGGAAGCAGCAGGAAAUUCUUCAAUUGCAUAGGUUUGAUUUUGCCAGCUUUGUCCCUGAUUGCCCUAGGUUACCUUCCUACAGGACAUGCACACAUUGCAGUUCUAUUGCUAAUUUUGGCUGUCUCUACGAAUGCUGGUGUUCUGGUUGGCUUCAAUGUGAACCACAUUGAUAUUUCGCCAAAUUUUGCUGGCACCCUUAUGGGCUUGACGAAUUGUGCUGCGAACUUUGGUUCGUUCAUUGGACCUUUGAUGGUUAAAUUCAUUGUGACAGAUCCAAAAGAUGAGUAUUUAUGGAGAAUAGUAUUCAUGAUAUCAGCUGGAUUUUACAUAGCAAGUGCUAUAUUUUUCGUCAUUUUUGGUUCAGGAGAAAGACAAGAAUGGAACGAACAACAGGUUUCAAUAGAAGGUGAGAUCAACUAUGGCAGUACAGCAGACACAAAGGAAAGAAAACUCAGUGCUUGAAUCACAAUGUAUUGUGUGUUCUUUUAUUUAUUUCAUAUUGAAAUGUUCAUCAACCUAUCUGUGAUAAUUUUAUUAGAGUAUGCAAAGAAU
Molecule: messenger RNA, 1667 nt
Organism: Harmonia axyridis
Lineage: Eukaryota; Metazoa; Arthropoda; Insecta; Coleoptera; Coccinellidae
Product: putative inorganic phosphate cotransporter
Exons: 9
Coding region: 195-1577 (460 amino acids)
Biological process (GO): monoatomic anion transport; transmembrane transport
Cellular component (GO): plasma membrane
Molecular function (GO): transmembrane transporter activity
Source: RefSeq, a predicted model, not a curated record